Beta vulgaris subsp. vulgaris (sugar beet) is the source of this 1581-nucleotide messenger RNA. Its product is annotated as probable inactive shikimate kinase like 2, chloroplastic. The record is from RefSeq and is a predicted model, not a curated record. The transcript is spliced from 8 exons. NCBI's taxonomy places the organism in Eukaryota, Viridiplantae, Streptophyta, Magnoliopsida, Caryophyllales, Amaranthaceae. Bases 315 to 1313 code for a protein of 332 amino acids.
GAGUGAAAUUAUAUUCUCAAAUUUGCUAUGGGAUAAGUAAUAAUUGUGCAAUAAUAUUAUUAAAAAAAAUUAAAAUUAAUCAUGGUUAAUUUAGGCAUAAUUUUAGAUGCUAUAUUUAGCUUUUUUUUUUUUUUUUUUUUUUUUUUUGUGUAUAUAGCACUUAUGAUUUCAAAAAAAAAACCAUGUUAGAAUCAUCUUGAAGAUUCAUCAAAUAAUUUGGGACAACCUCACAAUUCACAUGAGCGUCUCAUCUCAUCCAUCAUUCUACUUCCUUGAACACUUACUUGCUUGAACACUUCUCGCUAUAUUCACAGAUGAAUUCUACGGCAGUUUUCAACGCAUUUCUCUCUCAUCGUCCUUUUCUUUGCCUCUUCUCCGCCGCUCCUCCGCCGACGCGCUUCCCACGCCGCCAGUCGAUUCUCGUCUCUCUCACUCCCGCAUUUUCUCAAUUGGCGCCUCAACCUACCUCAGACAGACUCAAGUUCUGUGAUGGUACUUCCGAUGUUGAGCUACGAUUAUUCCUAAGAGGCAUGAGAGUGCAAAGUUCUAAGGAUAUACACGUGGAUGCUGAUGAAGGUUCCUUAGUUAUAAAAAUAAAACAAUCCGAAGGUGUCGCAACAUUGAUGGAAACUAAGCAGCUCUAUGGUAAGAUCAAACCUGCAGAAACUAUAUGGUAUCUUGAUGAUGAUGAAUUGGUUAUUAAUUUAAGGAAACAAGACCAGGAGUUGAAAUGGCCUGAUAUCGUGGAAUCCUGGGAAUCCCUUAAUAUUGGAGUCUUGCAGCUUCUCAAAGGGACAUCAAUCUGUUUAGUUGGAAAUUCCUCGGAGAUCAAUCAGAAGGUGGCUCAGGAGCUUGCAGUUGGUCUAGGGUAUACUCCACUCGAUACAAAAAGCUUGCUCGAAACAUAUGCAAGGAAAAGUAUAGACUCUUGGGUGUUAACAGAAGGACCAGAUGCUGUGGCAGAAGCAGAGGAAGCAGUUUUAGAGAGUCUAAGUAGCCAUGUUCGAGCCAUUGUUGCAACAUUAGGUGGCAAGCAUGGUGCUGCUGGACGAGCAGACAAAUGGCGGCAUCUUUAUGCAGGCUUUACUGUUUGGUUAUCACAAUCUGAAGCGACAGAUGAAGAUUCAGCAAAAGAAGAGGCAAUCAAGCAAGUCUAUGAUGGUUGUGAAUCAUAUUCAAAAGCUGAUGUUGUUGUCAAGUAUGACAGUUGGGAUGAUUGUCAUGCCAAAUCUGUAGCCCAGGCUUCCUUGAGUGCUUUGAAACAACUAAUUUUAUCUGAUAAAAAGCUCCCAGGGAAGCGCUCGCUCGAAUGAACUUGGGGCUCUUGGGCAUAGAAAAGAUGAGGGCAUGCUGCAGACUAAUCACUAUGCUAGUGUGCUAGUUGUUACACACUCAACAACGUUAGGUAAUUUAUACAAAUAUAUUAAAAGACGUUCCUAUUAAAGAAAUUGCGGUACGUGACACUCUUCUCAAGCUUCUAAACACAUGUUUAUAAUCUCAAUAAAAAAAUAUUAACAAUGUGUAGUUACUAUGAUUCGAAUACAUGACCCUUGAAAUGAAAUGUGAGAGUUUAACCACUAA